Molecule: messenger RNA, 2116 nt
Organism: Orbicella faveolata
Lineage: Eukaryota; Metazoa; Cnidaria; Anthozoa; Scleractinia; Merulinidae
Product: guanine nucleotide exchange factor MSS4-like
Biological process (GO): small GTPase-mediated signal transduction; post-Golgi vesicle-mediated transport
Cellular component (GO): cytosol; membrane
Molecular function (GO): guanyl-nucleotide exchange factor activity; zinc ion binding
Source: RefSeq, a predicted model, not a curated record
AAUAAAGCAAUUUUAAAAAUAAUGGCUAAAAAAAAGUUCAAUGAAAUUCGGUGCUCUGUAACAUGACGUCACCGGUGCAAACAAUCAGUUUCCAGUUACACGCGGUUUAGUUUUGGCGCGCCUGGCUGUAUUUGGACACAGGCUGAAACAUAUUUGACCAUUUAGGAAGUAAAUCUAUUUCCAAGGAUGGAUGAUCUUAUUAAGGAUGGAAAGAACGAUAAGUGGGUGGUAUGCAAGUUUUGUGAAUCAAAGGUUCUGAGACCAAGCGCCGCUAGCUACGAAGAAAGAGAGCUGUUCUUGCCCUUUAUGCAGAAAAAGAAAAACUUGGCUGGCUCGGAACAUCAAGGUGAAACCCUCAAAAGUCACUGGCUGGUUCCUGAUAUGUUUGCAUUUGAAAAUGUUGGCUUUUCCAUGACAGUAGACUCCAUUAAAUAUCUGGCUUGUGCUGACUGUGAAUGUGGACCAAUAGGAUGGCAUGAUAUCAAUGACAAGACAAAAUAUUACAUUGCAGUUGAACGAGUGGAACAUAGACAUCUAUCUCAACAAGAAUAACUGGUUAUGGUUUAGAACAUUUCUGUUUCAAGGGACUAUCCUUGUUUUCUUAGAACUAUCAUAUGAUUAUACAAAGUAUGCCAUGUAUGAUUUAGAGAUUGACCCAUGGAGGUAGAUUAUUCUUUUCACUUAAGAAGUUCCUUUAUAAUACUUCUUUAUUGUUUGUGAUUUAAGCUAAUUGAUACAACAGAAUUUGGAGCCAAGAUUUGGGAUACGAGUUAGGGUCUCCUGUCUGGAAUGCUGCAAGAAACUCCAAACAUGAAAGCCUACCAGCCAAAUCUUUUGUACUAUUCCGGGUUACUUUCAUACUAAUCAUUAAUGAUGGAAUCCAGGAAUUUUCCAGGGUGCAAAUGGUAAAGACAUUCCACCAAGAACACUUAAAUUAUUUUUGUGGUGUAGACGGUAGAAAAAUUAAUGUAAUGCUUCUUAAAUGACUGGAAAAGUGUUUGCCCAAUCAAUUUCUUUUACUUUAAUUUUCAAAUGCAGGGGGUAGCAUAGAUUGUUACAAUUUUAUUUCUCCAUUUUCUACUUAGAUUAGUAACUAAGUAGAAAAUGGAGAAAUAAAAUGGUAAAAAAUUAAGAUCAGAUAUCCAACCACUGUCACGGACAUGGUUUCCUUUGUUUAACCUUGAUAAAUUAUUAAAUGGGUUUGAGAAGAAAAAAAAUAUUGUAAAAUCCCAGGAGUUUCCCUGGAAUUCCAAGCGAGGUGCAAACCUUGUUAAUUUUUCUGUUAGAUUUCUUCCUUGUCUUGUGUGAAGUUCCUUGAGACCAGACCCUAAAAUAUCCCUGCCAGACUUUAAACCUUUCCCUACAGGCUAUAAAAGGGCAGGACCUACAGGUAUUAAUUUAUUUUAACAAUGGCCAAUCGCAAAAUGGUUAGCUGUGUGAUAUAGCUUCAAACUGGCUCCAGGAGAAGGUAAACAACAAAGACCAUGACACAAACAACAUAGUGAGUCAAUUUUAUUUACAAAACAUAUUUUGAAUUUAAAUGAUUUAAAACAAAACUGUUGAGUUCCCAUACAGAAACCCUUAGGGCUUAUAAAUCACAUCUAUGUUACACAUACAGCUUAACAUAAGCAAGAGUAAUGUUUGUAUAUUUCUUGCUUAAUGGUGACCUGAUACAAUUGAGAAGCCAUUUUUCAAUGAUGACAAAAGAAAAAACUUUAUGUAACAUCAGCUUAGUCAAAAAGUUAGGAAGUAAAUCAAAAACGAGAAUUAUUGAUAAGAAAUUUCCUAUUAUGUCAUCUCUCGACACUUUGAAAAAUAAAGAACAAAUAUAUAAAUAAACUGAACACGUCUUUGAUGUUACAUAAAAGAAAAUAAGUAAGACAAAUAGUUGGUAAGAGAUUACAAAAACAACAGUUUAUAAGUAAACAGUAAAUAAUUAUGAAGAAUGUGAUGAAAACCUCACCUAAUUUCCCUCCUUGCACAAUCCCAAAGGAGCUCCAAUGUUAAACCCCAGGGGGAUCACCCAGCUACAAGCCUCAUCAUAAUUAUUGUUGAAACACUUCAGUUUUCACCUAUGUUGCCCCUCCCCACCCCAGAACAAUGUUAACAAAACACU